AGUAUCAACCUAUUCCAGAAAGUAUUAAUCCAACCAAGAGUAAAAAUGAUUGUCAGUCUCUAAUUAAAUCUGAAAAUGACGAUGAUGAAAAGAGUUCUGAUCUUGAAUAUGAUAUUGCUGAAUCUGAUGAAGAGAAUAAUCAGGAUACCGAUUGUAAGGUUAAAUCUAGAAAUCUUGACAAUAGUGAAGAUGUGAUUAGUGAUCCUAUUCAGGAGCUUUUUGCUCAUAUUUUGUGA
Molecule: messenger RNA, 236 nt
Organism: Racocetra persica
Lineage: Eukaryota; Fungi; Glomeromycota; Glomeromycetes; Diversisporales; Gigasporaceae
Source: the annotation of a GenBank genome assembly